UGAACUAGAAAUUAAUUAAAAAAUAAAAAUUAUUUCUUGUUAGUUUGCAACACUGAUUGAUCAGUUGAAUACGUAAAGAUUCAUAAGUGUGAAGUUGCUGUUGAUUUUCUGUAGCCGACAAUAUUUUAAGUGAUUGACUAAACGUUUGGACCACGCGAAGUAAUUGUAUGUGUAACGAACUUUUGUCAUAUAGUUUAUUCUGAAUCGAAAAGUGAUCUCUAAAAGGUGAUUAUGAUCAAGUUAUCAGGAGAGUCAAUCGAAUGUGUGCCGAUGGUGUCGUCGAGGACAGUGCUGUGGACACUGAUGCAAAUAGUUCACAACAAUCACAGGAGGAACUAAAUAUAUUGACCCAAAAAGAGGCUGCUCUUAAACUUCAAAAUAUUCCACAAUUGACACUUGAAGAAGAUUUGGAUACCAUGGAUAUUUCAUCUCAAGCAUCUUUUCCUUUUCCGGUGAAAGAAGGGACUAAGAGAAGGAAACCUUAUUCAAUUCAAACUAAGAAAAAAAAACCAUACCUUGCACCCCCUUCCGAUUACUUCUCUUCAAGCGAUGAAGAUACGAUUCCAAGGAACUCCACAUUCGAUUCAAGAGAAUCAUCUUUGGAAAAGGCACAGAAAAGUCUUGAGCAUAUUCAUCAGGGGUUCUCUGACAGCAAACAAACAGAAGAGGUUCAAUCUGAAUUCUCUGCAAAUUUGCAAGAAGAACAAAAUGUUCAAGCACAUGGAAACACAGAUUUACUUUUAGGCAAUGAAAGUAUAAAAUAUCUUAUAGAAGAAUUUUUUAAUAUUGUAAAUGCUACAGAGAAGAAAAUAAUGGAUCGUGUAGAUGCCGUCGAGAAAAAAGUAAUGGAUGAAGUUCAAAAAAGGAUAACUCUUAUGGAACGUAGAAUUCAUUACGAUUUUAAGCAACAAAAAGAAGAAACCAUGAACGUUUUAAAAACUUUAUCAACGACACAAAAUGUCGAAGAAUUUUUACAAAACCCGUCAAUGAGUGAACUUCCCAUUAAAACUUUGGAAGAGUUUAAAAUGUUCAACAUUAAUCUUGAUGUUAAAGACGAUUUGCAAAAAAAUUUGAAAGCCCAUAUUUUACGAGAAAUUGUAAAUUGCUUAAACGUUCAUGAUGCCGUGAAAUCACUUAUGCCAACCUUAAUAAAAAAAGAGGUCCAAGUACAUUAUUCUGGAACAGGAAAAAAAUCGAAAGGGACCGGGAAACUCAGUUUCAAAGAUACACCCACUUUCUCAUGUAUUUCAGGUAUAGUUAAACAUCAUAUUAAAGAUGCGAAGGAAACUGAUAUAAGCAGCGCAAUCGGAAUUUGGUUAUCUCAAUCUGGAGAUAGGGAAGGUGGUAGAAAAAAAAGAUGUGAAGAAAAGAAAGAUGAAAAUGCAUCUACUUUAUCUAAAUCAACUGAUGAAACUCAAGACGACACUGAAAAUAUUUAAGAACUUGUUAAUUAAAAUUAAAUUUAAAUAAACAUUUUUUUGUUGA
This is a messenger RNA of Leptopilina heterotoma, 1485 nucleotides long. RefSeq lists its product as uncharacterized. The coding region runs from base 261 to 1439 and encodes 392 amino acids. The record is from RefSeq and is a predicted model, not a curated record. NCBI's taxonomy places the organism in Eukaryota, Metazoa, Arthropoda, Insecta, Hymenoptera, Figitidae. The transcript is spliced from 8 exons.